AAUGUUGACAGUGGGAUUUGAACCCACGCCCUUUCGGACCAGAACCUUAAUCUGGCGCCUUAGACCAACUCGGCCAUAUCAACUUUGUUAUUUCAAAAGUUUCAACUAUAUAUUAGAUAAUGAGUUAUAGAACAAGUAUAGCCCAACCUUGCCCAAACUUUCAAGCUUAGCAUGUCUUUCUUUUGCCAAUUAUUUUGUCUAAUGAAAUCCGAUUACUUAAAUACAAAAUUUACAACUGGGUCUAAAAGUAUAUAUUAGCCCACACUUUCAAGCUUAACAUGUCUUUCUUUUGCCAAUUUAUUUACACGCUCGGUUUCCAAUUAAUAAUAUGUUAUAAUCGGAAACGAAACUGAAUCUAAAAAUCACUUUUUAAAAUUGAAAUCUGAUUACUUAAACAAAUAAAUAAAUAAAUAACAUAUUAUACUACAUCAACAGUUAAAGAUUUUCACAAUUUAAAAAACUAAAAGGAAAAAAACUUCUAAGAAGUUUAUUCUAAGAGCAUUUUUCAAAUGUCAUUGGAUCUUAAAAUCCUUAUGAUCUGAUUUAAGUAAAAAACUACUAUUAAAAUAGCAAAUAAUUUAUCUAACAAGAAGCAAUAUAAAUUAUUAUCAUCUAACUUUUAGAUCGAAUCUGAUGAACUACAAAACAAAAAACAUAAAAUAGAUAAACAAAAAAGAUGUUAAAAAAUCAUCAACUAGAAUAGUAUUUAAAUAAAAAGUAUUAUAGUUUAGAACUUGAAACUACGAAAAUUGGGCAAAAUCACAAUUCAUAAUCAAAUUUACCAAUAGAAAAAGAGAAAGAGUUUGAGAUUUGAAAACUUAUGCCAUGAAAGUUCGAUUUACAUAUGAAUUUGAAGUGGUUAAUGCAAAGACCUCAUACUAUUCUUAUCUCUAAAGAUGUGGUUUGAUGUACAUUUUAGUUUUAUUCCUCUCUACAAAUUUUCUCCAUCCUCAAUUUGCUGAUGAGAUUCCAUUGUGAAAAGAUGUUGAAAAAGAUUCAGACAACAGUGAAAAUAAGUCCGAAACAACAAAAAACAUUUUCAUACUUAGUUGAUAUUAUUAUAAGAAUUUAUUAAAGGAAAAACAAUUUUAUGCAUUUUGAGGCUUUUUAAAACUCCAAAUCAAGUUUAUAUUUGUUAUAUCAUUCUCAAUUUCUUCAUUUUAUCUAAGUGGCCACAAAAGUAAUGACAAGUGUCACAUAGUCUUCAAUAUAUAGUAUAUAAUUUCUAAGUAUACUUACAUUUUAUUAACAAAAACAUUUGCCAAUGUAUCAAAUGUGGUUUUGAAAAUGCCCUCUUUUGGUUGAACUGAAGUUGUUGAUUUUAAAAUAUACUAUACCCGUUAACGCAAGUAUUAAAAAAAAAAUUUUGAGGUGCGUACUUGCAUUAACCGGUAUAGUAUAUUUUAAAAUCACCAACUUCAGUUCAACCAAAAGAAGGCACUUUCAAAACCACAUAAAAUCAUUGUAUAUGGAACACCUAAACAAAAUGACAAUCAAUACUGUAUAUGGGACAAUUAAAGAAUCUCUCGUUGCUCGACUUCAACGUGUAACACAUCACCAUAUACACGACAAAAUACUAGAGAAUCGGUGAAGGGACAAUGACACCUGUUACAUCCCCCACCUCUUCCAACUGUUAAAUCGUUAUAAAUGCAUCGUAUAUUGUGUUUUUAAAAGUUUAACGAAACAUGAGAUGGAUAUCUUAGCAAUAGCCUUGUCUCUGCUUCUACUCUGUUUCAUCUUCUUCCUUUUCACAUGUUCCGGCUACGAAGGAGCCAAGAUCUCACCGGGUCCUCCAAGGUUACCUCUUCUUGGUAACAUCCUUCAAAUCGGUGAAAAGCCUCACCGUUCACUUGACCAUCUCUCGAAGAUUUACGGUAGCGUAAUGACUCUUAAGCUUGGUUGUUUGACUACAGUAGUCAUAUCAUCACCUGAAGCUGCAAAAGAAGUUCUGAAAACACAUGACCAUGUCUUGUGUUACCGAAUCUCCACCGACCCGGUUCGAGCCACUGGUCACCAUGAGCGUUCCUUUGCAUGGUUACCUCCGUUUGCUCGUUGGAGGUUUCUAAGAAAGAUCACGACACAACAGUUGUUCUCAACGCGGAGUUUAGACGCAACCAAGGACUUAAGGAUGAGCAAGGUGCAAGAACUCAUGAGCUUCGUUGACACAUGCAGCCAGAGCAGCGAAGCUGUGAACAUUGGUCGUGCAUCAUUCAUCACAUCUCUCAAUAUAAUCUCUAACGCUUUGUUUUCCAUAAACCUCGCUAACUUUAAUGACACCGAGACAACGGAUGACUUCCAAAACGUGGUGCUUCGGAUGAUGGAGAUCGCUGGAAAAUCCAACAUGGCAGAUUUUUUCCCGUUUCUUGGGUUUCUUGAUCUGCAAGGAACUAGAAAAGAAGCGAGGCUAUGUAUGAACAAACUGUUUAGGGUUUUCCAAAGGUUCAUCGAUACAAAGAGAUCAUUAAAGGCUUCAAGAAACAAGGACAAUGAUAUGCUAAGCUCUCUUUUAGACAUAUCUCAAGAAAAGGAGUCAGAACUCGAUGAUGAUGGUAUCAAACAUUUACUUCUCGACUUGUUUUUGGCCGGAACAGACACAAGUUCGAGUACGGUGGAAUGGGCUAUGGCAGAACUACUUCGGAACCCAAAGAUGAUGGUGAAAGCUCAAGAAGAGAUUAGACAAAUGAUAGGAGGAAACGACGCCGUUCGAGAAUUGGAUAUCUUCAAACUACCUUAUUUACAAGCAGUAGUGAAAGAGACUCUUCGUUUGCAUCCUCCUUCCCCUUUUCUCAUCCCUCGAACAUCGGAGUCUGAUGAUGUCCGGAUUUUCGAGUUCAUCAUCCCAAAGAAUACUCAGGUUCUUGUGAGUCUAUGGGCGAUAGGACGAGACCCAAACGUGUGGGAGAAUCCAACUCAGUUCAAGCCUGAGAGGUUUUUGGGAAGAGAAAUCGAUGUGAAAGGCAAUGAUUUUGAGCUGAUUCCAUUUGGAGCUGGAAGAAGAAUUUGCCCAGGAUUGCCACUAGGUUUUAGGAUAGUACAUUUAGUUCUUGCGUCUCUUCUCUAUGGCUUUGACUGGGAGUAUCAAAAUGGCAUCCUUCCUGAAAAUGUCGAUAUGAGCGAGGCCUUCGGCGUUACCUUGCACAAAGCUGAGCCACUAUGUGCAGUGCCUAUCAAGAAGCAUGUUUGACUGACAUCAUCUUCGUUUUUAUAUUUCUCAACUUAUCUAUAGGUAAUUAUAGUGUUAUCAGGUCAUGUACUCAUGUCUCGAUCUUGUGAAGUAUACAAAUAAAUUUAAGAAGGCUAGAGCACGAGAUGUUUUUUUUUUCAUGUAAGUCAAACAUACCUUAACAUAGUUAAGGGUUAUUUUUCCAAACA
Brassica rapa (field mustard) is the source of this 3372-nucleotide messenger RNA. Its product is annotated as cytochrome P450 76C3. Lineage: Eukaryota; Viridiplantae; Streptophyta; Magnoliopsida; Brassicales; Brassicaceae. The record is from RefSeq and is a predicted model, not a curated record. Gene Ontology annotation, molecular function: iron ion binding; heme binding; oxidoreductase activity, acting on paired donors, with incorporation or reduction of molecular oxygen.